GUAGAAUGUUACACCGUUUGUAAACGGCAGUCCUUCGCUUAUACAAUCUGAAAUAUUAACUCUAAUGUAUUGUUGUGCCACUCAAAGAGAGGUCAUAAUCUGUUUGUGACAUUCAAAGACUUAACAAGAACAAUAAUUGACUUAAUUAGAAAAACAAUGACGACCGCACCACUGCUGAGGCGGUCAUGGAGCAUAUAUGCUUCUUUAAGGUGCAAGGUGCCCUCCACUCGGAGGUCGCAUUUGGUUAGUUCAUCGCGCUGGAUGAGUGCCGACCGACAGGAAAAUAUCAUGACCGUUUUUGACAGAAAAGCGAAGCGAAUCCAAAAAGAUAGGACGACAAUUUUACCUGAUUAUGAAGUUUACGAUUACAUGAAAGAGGAGGUUGGCUAUAGAACCUUUGACAGAAUGUGUGAUAUUAAAAGAGAGUUUAAGCUGGCUAUAGAUCUGGGCUGUGGAAGGGGUUACGUGUCCAGACACAUACUAGCAGACAUGGUGGAAAACCUCUACAUGUGUGACUCAUCAGAGAUGUUAUUGGAACAAGCACAAGUAUCUCCAGAAGUUCCAACCACAAAGAUGGUGGUCGAUGAAGAGUCUCUUCCAUUUAAACACAACUCAGCUGAUAUAGUAUUUAGCUCGUUAAGUUUACAUUGGGUAAAUGACCUUCCUGGUUGCUUUAAGCAGGUACACAGAACACUCAAGAAUGAUGGUGUCUUCCUUGGCUGUAUGUAUGGAGGAGACACUGUGUUUGAACUCCGUGUUGCACUACAGCUAGCUGAGAUAGAGCGAGAAGGGGGAUUCUCUCCACAUAUUUCACCAUUUACCAGUGCACAUGACCUUGGGAACCUCCUCAAUAGGGCUGGCUUUACCAUGUUGACACUGGAUACAGACGAGUUCACAAUAAAGUACCCAUCGAUGUUUGAGUUAAUGUUCGACCUGAAAGGUAUGGGAGAAAACAAUUGUUCAUGGUCCCGCAGACCCUCAUUACACCGAGACACAAUGCAAGCUGCAGCAGCCAUUUACAAAGAUAUGUACGGAGAUGAGGAAGGUGUACCAGCUACAUUUCAGGUGCUUAACUUUAUAGGAUGGAAGCCUGAUCCCUCACAGCCACAACCAGUGGAAAGAGGCAGUCAGGAUUUCUCAUUUAAGGAUCUUGACCGAUUGAAUGAGCUGACCAAGGACAUAGAAAAAUUGAAAGGUGAUGCCAAGGUCACAGAGGACAAUAAGGAUGACAAAAAAUCUUGAUGCACCAUCUGUAUAUACAAUAAAGUGUUGUUGUUAAUUGG
Ylistrum balloti is the source of this 1283-nucleotide messenger RNA. Its product is annotated as arginine-hydroxylase NDUFAF5, mitochondrial-like. Gene Ontology annotation, molecular function: S-adenosylmethionine-dependent methyltransferase activity. Gene Ontology annotation, cellular component: mitochondrion. Lineage: Eukaryota; Metazoa; Mollusca; Bivalvia; Pectinida; Pectinidae. The transcript is spliced from 11 exons. Gene Ontology annotation, biological process: mitochondrial respiratory chain complex I assembly. The record is from RefSeq and is a predicted model, not a curated record. The coding region runs from base 157 to 1242 and encodes 361 amino acids.